UGUACACGGAACUAGCGCCCUAUAUAUAUCCGUGUAGUGCCCAAUAUAGGGCACUAUACGGAGCGAGAACAUAAGUUUCACUAGGCUACUUAGAACAAGGGUUGCUGUGAUGAAGGCUCAUGUCCCGAGGAAUGGAGAUGAAGGCUGCGAGGACACCCCAAUAAUGAGGAACAAUGAAUUCCUCUGGAAGGAAUACUAGUUCAGGAAUGAAGCAGGACAUCAAGGCCCAUCUCCUGGCCUCCCAGGAGCUGCUGGUCGAGUCCCUGUACAACCUCGCCCCUUUACUGGACUGUGCCCUGGCCCGCGGGCUGCUGUCCCAGGACAACUACUAUGAGGUGAAGGCGGAGAAGACACCCCCAAACAGGGCUCGGAAGUUGCUGGAGGUGGUGCAGGCCCAGAUGGACGAACGGGGGGCCUCCUGUUUCCUGGAGUGCCUGAAACGAUGCGAGCAUCACUACCCUCGCCUUCGCUCGUGGCUAUCCCAUAAUACAGAUAUCCAGCGUGGACCAACAGAAUGCCAGCUUCAGACCCAGUUCAGUGUUCUGUGUGCCCGCCUGGGUCACUCCGUCCUGCCUGUGUCCCUGGCGCUGUUCUCCACGGGCAUCAUCACCCAGUUUGAGCUUGACCAGGUCCAGUCAGCAGCCAUCCUCUACCAGCAAGCGCAGAAGCUGCUGACCAUCUGUCUGUCCAAGGGAGAUGUUGCAUGCAGGGCCUUCUACAGUGCUCUGAACGACGAAGACGAGAACCUGGCCGAGGAGAUCAGGACGAGUGGUUUGCCUGAAGCUCUUCCUGUUUUGUCGGUGCAAAGUGAAUCUGACAUCAGCAGUUUCCCAAUAGCUGUUGAGGAGACUAGUGCCGCUACUGCAGAGGCUGAGUCAGGUGUACUACAGGAAGUGCAAGGCCUGCUGGGUAUUGUGAGUGGAGAGGCCAGGCUGAAUAUCUGUGAGCUGGGGGUCAUGCUGGGUCUGCCCCGCUGGUCGGUCAGGGAGGUCCUGCUGGAAGAGGUGGGGAUCGAGGAUGGAGUUCAGCUGGAGGUGAUGGUGGAUCUUUUCCUCCAGAAGACCCGAGAUGCACCACUUUUGCUCAGCAGAGUGCAGGAGUGUAACAUUCAGAGAGCACAGCUGUCUGAGAGGGGUGGCCUAUUGCUCAAGCUUCUUCAGGAAGCCGAGUCAUUGCUCCUUCACAGGGACUUCCUGCACGGUGGGGGCCAAGCCUGCACUGGGGAUCUCAGAGACAAAGUGGAGGCCGUCUUCAUCUUCCUGCUGUGGGACUGCAUGGCGCAGGUCCUAGAGGUGCCCAUCUCUGAGCCCGGCAGGAGCGCGCUGGAAUAUGUUGCCGAGUUACGGGCUGGAGACAAGGUAGAUGUUUCCUUGCUCCAAGAGUUGGAGGAAUGCCUGAGAGAUGGAGGAGCAGAGGCCUUGAGACAGGGCGCACGAUUGCUGGCCCAGAUCCUACGAGACCUCCACCCUCGACAGGAUUGCCUCCACCUGUCUCCUCUGCAAGAUGGGGCGUACUCCUGCCGCCCAUGGAAAAUCCACAGGAUCACACGCUUCCGUGGUCUGCUAGCUCGAGUUAUUCGCAAAGUGGGUAGAGGUAGUGGGUUUUCACUCUCUGCUGCCAUGACAGACCAAGAUGGUCAUUUGCUGACCAGACAGUACAGAGAGGUCUGUGUGAGCGUAGCAAGGUUGCUGGAGAGAGUGUGGCCAGAUGGUGGUUCCACUGACCACCAGGGUGACUCGGACGCUGCCAUCACACAGCAUCUCAAAUUCACCUUGUCCAAGGAGGCAUUCGGAGCGGAGGUCUUUGAUGCUGGGAUGAGGCACCGUUUGCUGGGGAUGCUGGAGUUCAGCCCUGCACGGAUGGGACUGGGGUCUCUAAUGCGUCUUCAUCUGGAGACCCUCGCUGGGCUGGAGCACUAUCUGCAGCAAGGGGAGCACCACGGCUUCCAGUUUGCUAUAGAAUCCGUGCAAAUUCUCGGAGGGGCACAGCUGUGUUCCGUAGAGCGUGUGCGAGGUCUGGUUGCCAUCGACAACGGCUUGGAGGAGGUGUACCGUUUUAUGACAUCAGAGCCGACCUCAUUCCUGGUGAGAAUCUGUUGCCGUGGCUAUGAAAGGGAGUGUCGGUUUGAGGUGUGCAACCCACGGUGUGUGCGUCUUUCUCAGCUGGACUGGGCAACUUUACAGGACACGCACGGGGUCACAGAGGGUAUCGUUCUAACUGAGGAGGGAGGCUCUGUGUGGGUGAGAGAAGGGGGCAUGGGCUGGAUGGAGAAACUACAGGUUGAAAUGGAGAGAAACCGUUUGCAACUGAAUGACCAAGGGUGCUGCAUCAGGGUCACCAGUCAGGAGUCAGAAUGCAAGAUCAAGUUCAUCUAUAAAAAUGGACGAAUAUCAGCAUGUGCUGUUACAAACUGUGAUAUCCUGUAAUUUUCCACUUUACUUUCCAAUGGGGAACAACCAAAACAGUACUUUUGCACAAGUAGAGGGGAGCAGGACUCUUUGUUUCUACAAGUGAAAGUUACAGAACAGUGCUGAAUCUGUUUGACUCUGCAUUUCGUGUGUGGUACACAUCAGUGAUGCGCGGGUACGUGUCUGAACGACCCGCCCCGCCCCGCCGUUUACAACUAACCCGACCGCAACUCGGACCGCAAAAAAUAAUUAUUGAAAUACUGGACCCGACCCGCUUCCCGACCCGCUUAUUGUAAAAAGUAGUCUAACUUAGUCGUAGCGUCAUUGAGCUACGCAAAACUGGUAGGCCUAUCUCAUAUGCAUGUAAAACAAUAAUAUAUAUUGCCUAAUUAUAUAGCCUAUAGCCUAUAAUUGCUCAGAAUUUGGGAAACAUGCAUUUAGUCUACCUUUUUUUUGUUCCGUGUCAGCAUUCAUCCAAAAAUUAGGCUAUUUGACUCAACAUUGAACAUAAUUAGCCUAAGGAUUUUCCUAUACAAAUUCUGUUUCAGCUGUUCCUCACAUGAAUGCCUUGAAGCUCUCCCAAGCAUGAAAUGCAGACAUAGAAUAUUAUUAAGAAACUCUUUAUUAACGUCUUCAUCAAUGGACCCAAACAAAAACCAAAACCCAUAGAGCAGAGCUUCGCGAUUAUAAAUUGCAGCGAGAUGAAACCUUUAUUGCACGAAAGAGCAGACGUGGGGCUUUCCAACGAGCCACUUUAUAAGUUGCGCAAGGACGCACAUUGCAUGCUCAUACCAAUUGUAGGCUAUGCCUUGAUGACAUUAAAUUAAGAAGUAUUUCCUGAUUUGGGAAACUUUUAGUUUAUUUUUCUUUCCAUAAUACCAUUCGAUCUUGCUGCAAAUGAUCAGACUUGAGAAGCACGCAUUGCAUCGGCAACUUCGCUGCUCAGUAGCCGAAUUUUCUGUAGAAGAGGCCAGCAGUUCGAGAAAAAAGCUGCAGAUCAUAGACAGAGAAAGCAUAUGCUCUGAGAACAGAACACAGCAUGUCAAGUGUAGCCGAGGGUCUGUCUAUGCAGAAACAACAAGUGCAUUUGAUGUUCGUGACAAAAUGCGGGGGAUAGAAUCGCGUUUCAGUGAGAAUGCUGCAAAUUAUGUGUUUCUCUUCUAAAGACAAUUAUGUACGAUAUAAAUGACAAAAAAUUAACGGCAUAUUUUUUUUUACCGACCCGACCAAACAUGACCCGAAUAUCAUUAAAGAUAUUUUUUCUUGACCCAUAACCGCGGGUGACCGCGGGUGACCGCGGUCGCCUGCUCGAUUUGGAUCAGCCCGCGCAUCACUGGUACACAUACCACAAAACAGGAAGGAGGGUUUCACUGCUACGGACUUCAGCUCUCUGAAGUAGUUGGGCUUCCCAUUGCUUACACUAAACAACCAAAGAAUGUCUAAUCAGCUUAUAUUCAUAUAUUCAAUUAACCCUAUUCAUGUAUACAAUACAGUGAAUACACACAUAAAUAAUUAUACAAGACAAGAACAUAAAUGUUGAUUUUGUUGUUCAUAUUUAAUAACUUAAUUGACACACACACAAAAAAUAUAUUUAAUGUAAAAAAGCACAUAACUAACUGCAUUGCAAUAAAAACUGUGAAAACAAA
This is a messenger RNA of Sardina pilchardus (European sardine), 4054 nucleotides long. RefSeq lists its product as uncharacterized. Lineage: Eukaryota; Metazoa; Chordata; Actinopteri; Clupeiformes; Clupeidae. Gene Ontology annotation, biological process: regulation of apoptotic process. The transcript has 8 exons. Bases 174 to 2426 code for a protein of 750 amino acids. The record is from RefSeq and is a predicted model, not a curated record.